Messenger RNA from Hemicordylus capensis (graceful crag lizard), 2881 nucleotides. It is a transcript of the gene KY, whose product is annotated as kyphoscoliosis peptidase. The transcript has 10 exons. The coding region runs from base 369 to 2240 and encodes 623 amino acids. Lineage: Eukaryota; Metazoa; Chordata; Lepidosauria; Squamata; Cordylidae. The record is from RefSeq and is a predicted model, not a curated record.
ACCCGAGCCCUCCUCCUCCAGGCUCCUUGGGGUCGCUGAGGCAGUUUCUCUCUGGAGGCCUCCACCACUCACCCUCCAACUGCCCCUCAUCACUGGCUGAGCCUGCCUUAAAUCCCUCCUGACAACUGAUGCAUCCCACGCCCCCGCUAAUUGGGCCUCCACCUUGCCAUAUCAAGCUGCUCUCACCCGUAUCCCCCUCAGCUGUGCCUCUGUCUGCUGCUGCCUCCUCCUUCACUCACCCCUGCCCUUCCCCCGGCCCCUCUAGCCCGGCUCUUUGAUCUCGUAGCAUCUUGGCUGGCCGCUCAUCAGGAUGUGCUGCCUGGCCGUCCGCCCCGCCUGGGGCCUCUCUGGCCUUGGCUACUGAAUGAAUGUUGGAGCCAGUAAGGCUGGCAGAGGCCUCUGCUGGACAUAUACAUACAGAAAAACUACCCUGGAUAACAGCAGUAUCAUUAGAAGUGCCCUCAGGCCAUGAGACUCAGAUGCAGCAAGUAAUUUCUUCCUGUUCAGAACAAGGAACCCAUGUGACAGUAGAGGUACAUGCUAGAAAUUCCACACCACAAUUAUUCAAGAAACUCUCAUUUGGAAAGGGUUUUCAAGAGAAUGGAAAGCGCAGACCCCGCCCACCUGGAUCAAAAGACCAGCAUGCUUACCCAUGGGACAAGUCCUGCUUAAAAUCCAUGCCUUUAGACCUGAAGCAGUUUGAGAAAUUGGAUGCAUAUGCAACAAAGGUAAUUGCCAAGAGUAGUGUGGAAGAGCUAGUGAAAACCUUGCUCCGUGUAGCACAUACCGAUCUGGAAAAAGUCAGAGCCAUCUGGACAUGGAUAUGCCACCAUAUAGAAUAUGAUGUUGUGGGCUUCUAUAACAAAGACAAGCAAUCUUUCAAGCCCAAGGAUGUCCUUCAAAGUGGAAAGAGCAUUUGUGAGGGAUAUGCUGGACUCUUUGAACAAAUGUGCAGCAUUGCAGGAGUGCAGUGCAUGAAUUUAUCUGGCUAUUCUAAAGGCCAUGGCUACAGAGCUGGGCAGACCUUUACAGGGGAGUAUGACCAUGCCUGGAAUGCAGUUUAUCUGGAUGGAAGGUGGCAUUUAGUGGACAGCACCUGGGGGAGUGGCUCAAUGGAUGACUGUUUCAGCAAAUUUACCUUCAGAUACAAUGAAUUUUAUUUCCUUACCCACCCUGCCCUAUUUAUUAAUAAUCAUUUCCCAGACAACAGCAACUGGCAGCUACUUAAAUCAACUGUGACACUGAAACAGUUUGAAAGCAACAUGUUAUACAAGAGUGACUUUUACAAGAUGGGAUUGCUGGCAGCCCACCCAGAAACACCAAUUAUUCAAACAGUAAAUGGAAAAGUAGCAGUAGCAGUAGAGAGCCGUUCUCCGAUGCUGUUCAUGUUUGAGUUGAAAGGGGCAAAGGAGUUUAGCUUGAUGACUCUGAAGAGGAAUGGGAUGAAUCUGGAACUCUAUCCACAGAAGACAGGAAGUCACAAGUUACAGAUCUAUGCCAAACCAUCCAAAGGUUCAGAGGAGAUCUACAACUGCAUUUUAGAAUACACCUUAGAAUGCAGCUCAGUAGACAGGACCAUUUGCUUCCCAAAGGAACUCCAUCAACCUGUUGGACCUAGUUGGUUCACAGAGAGACAAGGAUUCCUCAAGCCCUCCCAUAGGCACUCGAUUAUUCAUACCAAUGAUGGGCGCUGUGAUCUCAGCUUCAUUCUCAGUAAAGACUUGAGUAUUUUAGCCUCACUGCAUUCUGACAACAUAAGCUUGACUGAGGACACAAGACGACGACAUGUCUUGCAAGUCUGCCAAGGAAACCAGAUAAAAUUUAAGAUCCAUCUUCCUCAUGCAGGAAAUUUUGCUUUCAAAAUUUUUGCCAAGAAGAAGUCUGAUCCUGGUAAUUAUAACUAUGUCUUCAACUACCUCAUCUCCUGCCCAAACACAGAGGUUAAGUGGCCAAUGUUCCCCCAGAAUUAUAGCAAGUGGGCAGAAGGCUAUGAAUUAGUGGAGCCUCUAGCUGGAUUGCUGCCAGCCAACCGCUACAUCAGGUUUAAACUCAAGCUUCAUAGCAUUGCCAAAGCUUUUGUUCAAUGUGAAAAAACCUGUCCCCUAUCUCUAAGUAAGGAUGGGUACUGGGAAGGAUCUUGUAACACUUCCGGCUGCACUGAGGUGUUUGUGAUGGUGCUAGAGAAUGCUAACCAUAAGUUCUACUCUCACAUCUUGAAAUAUGAAGUGGAGCCCCAAUAAGAUACCAUUCUUCUCGUCAGCACACAUGAAUAGUGACCUUGAUAUAUCCACAAUCCAUACUACAAUGGGCAAUUCCCUUCACUCCAAAAGGUGUAGUAUAAUGUUCUCCACUCUUGAGGUAGCAGCAAAUUAAUAUAUCUAUAUCAAAACUCCCUGAUGGCCCUUUGUUGGUAUAUGUAAUGGUUGAUGUUUGAAGGAACUGUAGCUUCCUUACCCAUGCAGACUCAGACAAGAUCUUUCAUACAAAUAAUGUCAGUAUAUUGAUGUAUGAGCUAUUGGCAUUGUAGAUUGAAGAGAUAAUUAUGUAUGUUUUCCCACUCACCUACCUGCUACCGUUUUAGGAUGUAAUUGCUGAUUUCUGAAUGUAUAUGUUUUUUUAAAAAACCAAAAAAACCUUUACCAUUAACAAGAAGGUAGUAUUCUAUAACUACUUCUGGGUCAGGGAAAGAGAAGGACCACCCUAUUUUGAGCAUCCAUGCAAGAGUGGCUGCAGAAUCGGAACAACAGACAUGGUCUUGCAAGACGACCAUCUAAGUGGAAGACUUUCUGGUGCACUUCGUUGUCUUACAAAUAUAAACAAUACUGCUAAAUAAGUUUUUACACCAAAUCUUAAAUGCCAUUAAAAUUCUACUUUUAUCUCA